AUGGAAGACAGGAAAAGUGAAGAAAGUGAUGAUCAGGAGUUAGAGGAAAUUGAUCUAAGUAUUUUCAAGUUCAAGGAAGUGCUUGCUGAGGAUAGUACCCGUAAGACGGCUUUUAUCUUGGUGGAUACGAAUGAUGGUAGUGAUCAAGCCAUUUUGAUUGUAGAAAGAUCUGCUUUUCCAGUAGGAGAGCAAGAAUGGAAUACGAUCAUGGCAAGAUCUUCACUAAGAACUUUAUCAACAAAUGAUGUAUAUUCGAAUCAUAUUUUGCUUCCACCAAAAAGAUUUGCUGGGAUCAGAACGAUGAUAAUAAGUCCAUGUUCCGAAAAACAUAUCGCGAAAUAUCGACAACAAAAGCGAUAUGUACUUCAUGAAUCAGCAGAUGAUUAUAAAUCCCUCACUUUACCUCAUCUAAAAGAGCGUCAACUUCCAUUGAACUGGGUAUAUAAUUUGUUGGAUCAUCGUGCUGAAGUGGAACGCAUAAUUUUCGAAGAUCAAGAUCCAAACAAUGGUUUUCUUCUUCUUCCAGAUAUGAAAUGGGAUGGUAAAGAACUGUCAAAUCUUUAUGUCCUUGCAAUAAUUCGUCGGAAAGGAAUAAAGUCCCUUCGAGAUUUGACAGGUAAUGACCUUCCACUUUUGGAAAAUGUUCGCCAAAAAAGUUAUGCGGCAAUUAAAGAAAAAUACGGACUCACCGAGCAUGAGAUCCGAGCAUAUUUCCAUUAUCAACCUUCAUUCUACCAUUUGCACAUUCAUUUCAUAUAUGUUUGUUACGAUGCACCUGCUAGUGCUGUCGCAAAAGCAUAUCUGUUGGAAGAUGUGAUCAACAAUAUAAAAUUGGUUCCUGACUUCUAUCAGCGAUCUACAUUGACAUUUGCCUUGAAAGAGAGUGAUCCAUUGUUAAAAGUAUAUCGUGACACUUAUGGUUGGUAG
Thelazia callipaeda (thelaziosis nematode) is the source of this 927-nucleotide messenger RNA. Lineage: Eukaryota; Metazoa; Nematoda; Chromadorea; Rhabditida; Thelaziidae. The record is from the annotation of a GenBank genome assembly.